GGCAAUUGCAUUGUUUGUAUUUCCAAACACAACUGCGUUGUUUACAUUGAAAUUAGCUUAAUCGGAGUUAAAAGUAGCUAUGGAUUGUGGAUAAUGUAGGAUCAUGGCAUCCUGCUUUUUUACGAAGUCGCUUUUUCCUUUUCGAUUACAUUUAGUGUCUGACACAUGUAAUAAACCAAUUCAAUCGUUUUUCGAAAAUGCCCUUGGGAAAACACGUCAACUUUUACGUGUUUUCUACGGCAAGGAAAGUAAAUUGUCUUCUGAACCAUUUCGUAGUCAAUAUAGAUUACCCGUAGAGUUCGUACAAAAAAGCUCCGGGUCCGCUGUUCCUCCUAAAAAAUUUAUUUUUUAUCGUCCUGGAUUUCUUCAUAACGUUACUUCUAAAUGGGUUUCUGAUUCUGUGGCUGGAGCUGUAAGUAAAGAAUGGAGGAAAAAGGCUUUGCAAAGAGGAAAAGGGCCAAUGCUCGGCCUCGUAGGAUUUGCACUAGCAAAGAAGCCAUCACUUUUGACAGAAGAUGAAGAAUGUGAAGGUGUAUCUUAUUUAAUCCGAGAUUCGUUUUCUUCUAUUCCUUGGCAAAAUGUUGGAUUGAACAUAGAUAAAAAUUAUGCUGUUAAUCGACAGUUUUCACUUUCUGAUUUAAAAAUUGGUGAUAUGAUAGCUAAGGGAUGUAAUGCUGCAGUGUACAGUGCUUGUUUUCAGGAAUCAAAAUUAGAUAACUCAUCCCAAGGAAAUAUUGGUGAAAAUAAUAUUGGCCACUCUUCAAAUGAUUUGAAUUCUCAUUCAUCAGUUAAAGAAAAUGAAUCAAAUGCUGUUAAUGGUGAUGAGAAGGAUACAACAAAAACUGAUGAAGGAGACAAUAGUUUAUUGACUUACACAAGAUUAAUAAUGUCUCAUUCUGAAGGCGAACAAAAUAUGAAAUUUUCGGAAGUACCAAAAAAUUUUGAAAAAAACUCCAAAUUGUCUGUUGAAAAUUUUGGUCCUUAUAAUAUGGCAGUGAAAGUUAUGUUUAAUUAUAGUGCCGAAUCUAAUGCUUAUGCUAUCUGGAAUGCCAUGCAUAAAGAAACUUUGCCAUCUAUUGGAGAAUUUCAUUUUGGAGAUGUCAAUCAUAAAGUCAGAAAAAAGAGGCUUAAACCUCAUCCAAAUAUUGUUGAGAUGUACUUUGCAUUUGCUGAUCAAGUACCUUUGCUUCCCGGUGCUUAUAAAAACUUCCCUCAAGCUCUUCCUGUUCGUUUGUUGAACGAUGGCUGUGGCAGAAAUAUGACACUUUUUUUGGUAAUGAAAAGAUACCAUUGCAGUUUGAAAGAUUACUUAAAGAAAGAAUCUCCUUCUUCAAAAACCUCUCUUCUUUUGCUUACCCAAUUGUUAGAAGCUUUAGUACAUCUUCAUCAAAAUGAAAUUGCACACAGAGAUUUGAAAACUGAUAAUAUUUUAUUAGAUUUAUCUGAAGGUGUAUCUUCUCCCAAACUUGCUGUUACUGAUUUUGGUUGUUGCUUAGAAGGCCUUUCUCUGUUUUAUCCAUCGUAUGAUAUUAGCAAAGGUGGUAACAUGGCUUUAAUGGCACCUGAGGUGGUGAAUGCAGAAGCCGGCCCCUUUUCUCAGAUUGAUUAUUCUAGAUCUGAUCUUUGGACUGCUGGCACAAUAGCCUAUGAAAUUUUUGGAGGGUCUAAUCCUUUUUAUUCUCCUGGAUCAAAUUUGAAAAACUCCUCUUAUAAUGAGAACAAGUUACCUUCAUUGCCAAGCUCUGCUCCUGCAGCUAUUCAGCGAUUAGUGACAGAUAUUUUGCACAAAGAUCCAAAACAAAGACCUAACCAAAAUUUUGCUGCAACUGUAUGUCAAAUUCUUCUUCAUGCUUCUCCUGACUUAUUUUCCAGUAGUCGUGAUAAGAAGAACUCUAACAAAGUGUUAGAGUGGUUGUUUACACUCUCUUCAAAAACUUACUUAGAAGGCUUACUAGAAAACUCAAAUCCUCAUUCUGUUGAGUUUGAACUGAGGCACACAUUCUGCUCUCGUAUUCAAUAUUUAGAAGUUGUUGAAGCAAUUAAUUAUAUUAUCGACUCGGGAAAUCUUGAUGCUUGAAAAAUGUAUGUUAGUAUCUAAGAGAAUGGUUAGUUGCUAUAACUUUUUGAACAUGUAAUUAAUCAGAUUUGUUUAUUUUGAAUAGUAACAAAUGUCCUUAACUAACAGUUUGUUGUAAAAAAAAUAUUAUUGUAGUUUACUUUUCUGCACUUCAGAUAUUCUAUUUUCAGAACAACGAGUAUUCUGCUGAUGUAU
Molecule: messenger RNA, 2272 nt
Organism: Argiope bruennichi
Lineage: Eukaryota; Metazoa; Arthropoda; Arachnida; Araneae; Araneidae
Gene: Pink1
Product: serine/threonine-protein kinase Pink1, mitochondrial-like
Exons: 10
Coding region: 104-2077 (657 amino acids)
Biological process (GO): positive regulation of mitochondrial fission; protein phosphorylation; regulation of apoptotic process
Cellular component (GO): mitochondrion
Molecular function (GO): protein serine/threonine kinase activity; ATP binding
Source: RefSeq, a predicted model, not a curated record